Molecule: messenger RNA, 798 nt
Organism: Macrobrachium nipponense
Lineage: Eukaryota; Metazoa; Arthropoda; Malacostraca; Decapoda; Palaemonidae
Product: RNA-binding protein 6-like
Exons: 3
Coding region: 1-798 (265 amino acids)
Source: RefSeq, a predicted model, not a curated record
AUGUCGCACGACCACAGAGGCCUGACUUUCAAUGAUCACACGACAACCAAGAGUCCUGACUUCAAUGGAUUCGCAACGACCACAGAGCCUGAACUUCAAAGAUCCCACACGACCAAGAGCCUGACUUCAAAUGCCUCGCACUUACCACUUUUUAAGCCUGACUCAAAGAAUCCAACGACCACCCAGAGCCUGACUUCAAUGAUCGCAGACCACAGAGCCUGCUUCAAUGGAUCACACGACCCCAGCGUGACUUCCAUGAUCGCCCGACCAAGACCUGACUUCAAUGAUCACACGACCACAGAGCCUGACUUCAAUGAUCGCACGACCACAGAGCCUGACUUCAAUGAUCACACGACCACAGAGCCUGACUUCAAUGAUCGCACGACCACAGAGCCUGACUUCAAAGAUCCCACGACCACAGAGCCUGACUUCAAUGAUCGCACGACCACAGAGCCUGACUUCAAUGAUCGCACGACCACAGAGCCUGACUUCAAUGAUCGCACGACCACAGAGCCUGACUUCAAUGAUCGCACGACACCAAAGGCCUUGACUUCAGCGAUUGCAACGACCACCACAGAGCCUGACUUCAGCGAUUGCACGACCACAGAGCCUGACUUCAAUGAUCACACGAACACAGAGCCUGACUUCAGCGAUUGCACGACCACAGAGCCUGACUUCAAUGAUCACACGAACACAGAGCCUGACUUCAAUGAUCGCACGACCACAGAGCCUGACUUUAAUGAUCACACGAACACAGAGCCUGACUUCAAUGAUCGCACGGACCACCAGAGGACCUGA